This is a messenger RNA of Podospora pseudocomata, 2664 nucleotides long. RefSeq lists its product as uncharacterized. Gene Ontology annotation, molecular function: ATP binding; ATP-dependent chromatin remodeler activity. The record is from RefSeq and is a predicted model, not a curated record. The transcript has a single exon. Gene Ontology annotation, biological process: DNA repair. NCBI's taxonomy places the organism in Eukaryota, Fungi, Ascomycota, Sordariomycetes, Sordariales, Podosporaceae. The coding region runs from base 1 to 2664 and encodes 887 amino acids. Gene Ontology annotation, cellular component: nucleus.
AUGGAAUUUCGACCUGAUUUGGAAGAUCUCCCCAAUGAUCUUUGGAGAAUUGGAGGGAGUGAUAAGCCACCCGUCACAGACAAGCUCUCUUCCUCCCUCAAGCCAUCCCAUACUACCGAGGAGGAGGAAUACAACAGAGCGGUCUUGUCAGCAGUAACACCACCCUCCAAGGAGUCUCGUGAGGAACCUGACCAGCCGAAUUUCUCAGACUGGGGUGACUUUCCUGAGAUGGCUCUUGAGCUCGACUUCAUCACAGAGAGCGAGUACUGGGACAUGAAGUUCCGUCAGCGCCACGCCAAAUAUCCUACCGGUCUUCCUAAGCCGGGGUUUCUGUCUAAGAGAGAGUAUACCCAUGAGGUCAUCAGUUUUUGGUAUUUUCUUCCCGACAGGUUCUUUGAAAACACCCCGCCCAGCUCCCCGAGAAGCGUUACUACGAGCAUUGUGUCUGCUACCGAAACAUUCUAUAUCGCAACCACUGAAUCACCGAUUAUCUCGAGCCCUCGUGCCUCUCCCGAGAAACAUGACGAAAAGGCUGAGCCAAAUGUGGACAGUUACCAGAUCACUACCACCGAGGAUUCGGAUUACGGCGCAAACUACCGUGAUGUCAUUGAUGACAGCCUCGGGGCCUAUAAUGAUGGCGAUACGGAACGCGAAUGGAACUCUUGUCUUGAAUUCUUCGGCGUCCAUGCGGAGGAGUACAGGAGACAGCUCGCUAUCAAGGCGUCCUCGGCCACUCACAGCACCCGUGUUCCCGUCAAAAAGCUUCCCGGCAUGACUGUUGGUUUGUUCGACUACCAGCUCAUGGGCGUCUACAAUCUCCUCAAUUUUGUUCUGAAUGAUGUCAGGGGUGGGUUUCUGGCGGAUGAGCAAGGUUUGGGAAAGACACAAGAGAUGUUUGGUGUCCUCCUUCUGGCUCACAACCUUCGGCGAUGUAAGGCUGAUGUUACUGAGUUUUGGAGUCCAUCGGCCAAGGGGAAAGCUGUCAAGAAAGGACCGGCUAACAAACAUAACGCCAAGAACUCAAAAGAUGCUCGAUCCUGCCCUUAUGAUCAGAAAUGGGGGUUCAAAUGCUAUUGCUACAACGAACUUACCAGAAACCUGGCCGAUUGCCUUCCCGAUGGACCCAAUGUCAUUAUUGCGCCGGCAAGAAACUGCGGACCCAUGGUCAAGGACGCAAAGACCAAACUGGACGGCAAGGUCAUCAGAGUCCGUGGUUACGGCACUGAUAUUCACAUGACUGACAAGGACUCCAAGUUGACCUCUGCCGAGCUCGCGUCUCUGCGGAGUGGUAAUGCCACAGCCCAGAGCGACUUUGUCAUUGUCGUCUCUCCGGAGUCAAUCCACAAGCUGGUUGCCGAGUUCGCCAAGAGCAAGACCACCUUCACUCCCGGAAUCGUCAUGCUGGACGAGUUUCACCAAUACGCUGCCUCCUCUGGCGAGGUCAACCGCGUCACUGCCUGGCUCAAGCAUCUUAGGACCUCCAGUAUCAAUAACAAGCGACUCAUUCCUCUGGUUUAUUUUGUGUCUGGCACACCCUUCGAGAACUCCCCCUCCGACCUCCGCUCUGUCCUUGAAGUCCUCGAACGACCUCAAAUCUGGAGCAAACCCAACCACCCCUUAUCAUCCGCCACCGUCGCCCACCUCGACGAGUGCAUCAAGCUCUUCGACUCCUACACUACCUCCACCACCCAAGGAUCUCCCUUUCCCCAAACCAAAAUUAACGAAUACUACCACCGCCUCGACAAGCUCCUCACCCAACUGAUGGUCCGCCGCCUAGCAACCGACACCUUCCAAUCCACCAAACUAACCUCCCUCGGCAAACUCAAAGUCAACAUCAUCGACCACACCCUUCCCUCAUGCCACAUCCCCCCCCUCCAAUCCCUCGCCUCCACCACCAUCCCCCCCACCGCAAACCUCAAACCCCCCACCACCGGCCCAGACCUCCUACUCAAACUCCGGUUAUGCGGAACCUUCCCCUCCAUCGCCAGCACCACAACAAAUUUCACCUUUUCCCCCGAGGAGGUAUCCACCUUCCUCACCACCGCCUCCGGCAACCCCUCCAAAACACCUUACUUCCCUCACCUCCCCUCCUUCACCCUCCUCUCCCCAAAACUCGCCACCAUCUCUUCCAUCAUCACCCAGAUGGUCAACGACAAAACAAAAAUCCCAGGGGAGUCCUCCUCCUGCAAAAAGCUGGUUUUAUUCUCCCCCCUCGAGGCGGAAUCGCUUCUGCUGUUUCUGUGGCUUACUAACCCUAAGUCGGAAGGGGUGAAGCCGGUUUAUGUUCAUGGGAAUAUGACUAGUCUGGAGAGGCAGAGGGUGAUUGACAAGUUUUUGGAGGUGGGGAACGCGGCGCCGAAUGUGCUGGUUGCGCCGACGGGGGUUUGUGGGACGGGAUUUAAUCUGCAGAGGGCGGGGUAUUUGGUUUUGACGGGGCCGACGUGGACGAGGAGGGAGGGGAGGCAGGUUUUUGGGCGGGUGUAUAGGGUUGGGCAGAGGGGGGUGGUGAGGUUGUGGGAGUUGAGGGGGGGGUGGAAUCCGGGGGAGAGGGUAGUUUUGGGGUUGGGAGGUGGGUUGGAGGUUGGGAAUGGGUUUGUUGAGGGGGUGGGGAAAGGUGAGGGGGAGGAGGACGAGGAUGAAGGGAAGGGUAAGGAGGUGGGGUGA